AUUCAGUUUUAAUUCAAUUCUGAUAUAAAAAUUAAUUAUAAUACAUGAAACUAUUUAAUAUCAAAUGACAUGACACAUCCACAUCAUUCUGUGCCUUCUUGACUGUUAUGUCCUCCAGUCACCUUCAAAUUCAUUAACAAAAUAUUACUACAUAAAAUGGCAACAAUAAAAUCUCUUUGUAUACGAAAUAUAACUAAUAAGAUAACUAAAGGUACACGAGCCUUUUCGACUACCAAGUAUGUAUGUGCAAAACAGAUGACAGUACGAGAUGCUUUGAAUUCAGCUUUAGACGAAGAACUUGAACGAGAUGAUAAGAUAUUUUUGUUAGGUGAAGAAGUAGCUCAAUAUGAUGGGGCUUAUAAAGUAAGCAGGGGUUUAUGGAAGAAAUAUGGAGAUAAAAGAGUUAUUGAUACUCCUAUUACUGAAAUGGGUUUUGCAGGUUUGGCCGUUGGUGCAGCAAUGGCAGGUUUACGACCAGUGUGUGAAUUUAUGACCUUCAAUUUUGCUAUGCAAGCUAUCGAUCAGGUGAUCAAUUCAGCUGCUAAAACAUUUUAUAUGUCGGCUGGUAGAAUUAAUGUUCCUAUUGUGUUCAGAGGGCCAAAUGGAGCAGCUGCAGGUGUAGCUGCCCAACAUUCUCAAUGUUUUGCUGCUUGGUAUGCACACUGCCCAGGUCUCAAAGUAGUUUCCCCUUAUAACUCGGAAGAUGCAAAGGGUCUUCUCAAAUCAGCUAUAAGAGAUCCUGAUCCAGUAGUAUUUUUAGAAAAUGAAAUUUUAUAUGGUGUUCAGUACCCUAUGUCAGAUGAAGCGUUAUCUAAAGAUUUCGUACUACCCUUAGGAAAAGCCAAGGUGGAAAGAUCAGGCAAACAUAUAACCUUGGUAGCACAUUCCAAAGCAGUAGAAACAUGUUUAGAAGCUGCUAAAGAGUUAUCAGGAAAGGGUAUAGAAGCAGAAGUAAUUAAUUUGAGAAGUAUCAGGCCAUUAGAUAUAACUACCAUAGCUGCCUCAGUUGCAAAGACCAACCAUCUUAUUAGUGUUGAACAGGGCUGGCCUACUUGUGGAGUGGGUGCUGAAAUUUUAGCAAGGAUAAUGGAAAGUGAAUCAUUCUUCCACUUAGAUCAACCUGCUAUAAGAUUAACUGGGGUAGAUGUUCCAAUGCCAUAUGCCACUGGAUUAGAAGCAGCAGCCCUUCCCAGAGCUAAAGAUGUUGUAGAAGCUACUAAAAAGAUUUUGAAAGUGAAAUAGACCUUAGAUCUGAAAUUGGUGCUUUUCAGUUAAUACUCUAUUCAAUUGAAGGAUUUUUUAAUGAAUACAAUUGAUACUUCACACAAAAAACUUUUCUAAUUCAGAUAUAGCAUACAAAAUACGUUAUUGAUUUUUUAAUUUAUCUAUGAGUUUUUUAAUUUCUUUUUGUGAAAACAUUUUCCAAAUCAUGAAAAUAUUUAUUGUUACAAUUCCAAAUAAAUUUAUAAUUGUUUUA
Molecule: messenger RNA, 1477 nt
Organism: Harmonia axyridis
Lineage: Eukaryota; Metazoa; Arthropoda; Insecta; Coleoptera; Coccinellidae
Gene: Pdhb
Product: pyruvate dehydrogenase E1 component subunit beta, mitochondrial
Exons: 4
Coding region: 157-1242 (361 amino acids)
Biological process (GO): pyruvate decarboxylation to acetyl-CoA
Molecular function (GO): pyruvate dehydrogenase (acetyl-transferring) activity
Source: RefSeq, a predicted model, not a curated record